UGUGAAUCAAGGAAAUGAUAGUUUAAUUUUAAAAUUGUGCCAUUUGAUUUAAUCGAGAGCAGAUUAAAAUGAUUUUAUGUUUGUCAAUGACUGUUAAUAAAUUAUAUUUACUUCGAAUAGUGGCACAGAUCUGAGUUUCUACGUCCCCGUCGUCUGUGCUGUUCACUUUGCGUGCCAGUCUGUGAGUCUGUACUUGUAUUUGUGUAUACCUGUGCUGUCGGCUGCGCAUCAAAGGCCAAGCGAAACUCUUAUAAAACUGCGUGUUGUUUUAAGCUUUAGUCUGUGAGUCUGUACACGUCACUUCAGUGCGUGUAUUGUCGGCUGAUCUUGAAAAGGCGCUUAGUUUACCGAUUACGAAUAAAAUACUUUUUUUUUGGUUAGGAGCAAAGUUUUGCUGCAAAGAGUUCUUUAUUUGUCCAUAAUUCACCAUGGGCCUGAUUGAAUUAGAUGGUUUUGUGUACAGAAUACACAAUGUUCCAGGCGAUGGAAACUGUAUGUUUUCUUCCUUAUCAACUUGUCUUUACGGACACAUUUUACGAGGUCCAGAAAUCAGAGAACGAGUCGUUGCAUAUGUUUGUGACAGAUGGGACGAACUUCAAUGCCGUACUUCCAAAAGCAACAACAAGCCUUAUGAAUGUUUGCUUGAAUACCGUAAGUUUGCAUGCAGUUAAAAUUAAGCUUUCAAAACUGUUCGGUUUCGUUACUAACACAAAAAUUUUUAUGAUUGCAGGCGAAGCCAUGCUGGCUUCGGGAACGUGGGGUGAUGCCGCAGAGCUAACGGCAGCGGCCUGCAUCUUUGAAGUCCACAUAACUAUUGUUGAAAGAAAAGGGAGCAUUGUUUCAGCACAAUUUACACCAGAAGACCAUGCCAGCAAACAUUCUUCUAUUUUUCUGUAUUUUGAUAGGGGGCGGCAGCAUUACAGUGCUCUUAUCCACGAACCCAAUCCGAUGGAAGUUUCACAACCAAGUGACACUCCCUGCAUCAAAGUUGACUUGCCAACGCCCCCUUCUUCGCAGGAAAACUUUUCUGACCAUGAGCCCACAGUGACAGGGCCCAUACGAAUUGGAGCAGAAGGAAGCCGCUCUUGCUCAGUUAAACUUCUGUCAGGUCAAGUGACAUCGAGGCAUUCUUUGGAAAUGGCUCACGGUACGUUCAGGACACACCACAUGUGGGCCCUCAUGUAUGCCAACGAGCCUGUGGAAAAAAUUGAACGGAUAAAUCUGGGUGGACUGACAGCUUCUUGUCCGACUUGUGGGGCUAUUUACUGGCAGGCAGAGCACCUCGCUAAUGUGCGAUGCAACGAGCUGCCCUUCUGGUGUUGCGGCAAAACAACAAAAACGCUUCUUUCUGAAACGGCAACGUUUUCACCGAUAGAAGACGAUUAUAUACGUGAAUUGUACUAUGGGAGCUCAAAGUGUGCUGAACACUUUCGAAAAAACAUACGUUCGUAUAAUGCUGUGCUUAGCACUGCUAUGCCCAGAGUAGCUUAUAACAAAGCAGGAAAGACGGCAAAGACCGUAACCGUUGGUGGUUCUAUUUGUUUUAAUGCGCCUUCCUGUCCAAAUAUUCAGGAUUCAGGCCUACCUGCACAUCACGGUCAACUCUAUUUUCUAGAUAUGACGCGGGAUACGGUUCAGAAGAGAAUGAGUGCGUCAACGAACAGGGAAAUACGAGAAGAUAUUUUAAGUGAACUUGAAAAGUACCUGAGAGCACACAACGGUUUAGUUCGAACUUUUGAAUAUGCAAGCCAGGUUCAGAAACGAAUACAGCUAGAGGAAGGCGAGGACUCUGCAUCACGUGUUGCCGUUGUUGUAAAUCCUCAUCGAAAUGGCAUGCGUGGGACCGGGAGAGAGCUGUUAACAAACGAGGCACCAGACCUUCUACGCCCAAAUGACUCCGAGUGUGUUGCAGCUGUUAUCGUAGGGUCUGAGAUACGCUACUCAUACGAUAUGGUCUUCCAUCUUCGUGCGAGGACACACAAGGACCCUUUGUACAUGGAAGUGCACUUGGCCAGCCCAACGCUCGAUAUGAUGCUGUAUCCGUUGAUCCAUCUUCACGCUGAAGAUUCUUGGGUCCAAAGGGUCAUUGCAGAUAACAGAAAAAGGAAAAGAAACGUGGAGAUGGGCACUUUACGGGAAUACUACAGCUCUCGAAUUAUGAUGCGAAGAGGCCAGGAUAUUCUCUUUCGCUGUAAAGGAUUGUUUCAGCAGUAUCUUCUUGACGCCGCUCUCAAAAUUAUGGAUUCGAAUUUGAAUUAUUUUAGAGACAACCAAGAUGAACUUCAAGUUUGCCAAUACGAUACUCUCAAAAGGUACACUGAAUCGGUUGCAAAAAAAUACAAUAAGCAGCCUGGUCGGACCGUGUUAAUGCCAAAGGGAGAGCAGAAAAGUGAGCGGUCUAUGUACAAUUACUACAUGGACUCUGUUCGGAUCGCUAUGGAAUAUGACCCACCGACUCUUUUCAUUACCUACACGGUAAACCCAAGGUGGCCUGAAAUUGUACAGGGUCUUAGUGAGCGUAAUUUAAAGCCUGAUGAAUACAUGGAUGCUCCCGACAUUGUUGUGCGAGUCUUCCUUGCUCGUCUCAACGUCUUUUUGAGUGACAUUAUCCACAAGUCCGUCUUUGGACGAGUCAAAGCGUACAUAGGGGUAACAGAAUUCACUUCGACCAUGCUCCCCCACUAUCACUUGGCAGUCAUGUUGCAUCCCGUCGACCGCCCAGAGUCUGCGUGCGAGGUUGAUGCAUUGCUGAGUGCUGAGAUCACUGACCCUGAAACAGACCCUGAAGGCCAUGAACUUGUUGUGGCAGUCAUGAUCCAUCGUCCAUGUGAUGGUUCUUCAGAGGGUUACAAGCCCAUUUGCCGCCCAAAUGGAGGACCGUGUAAACACGGGUUCCCUAAACCGUUUCGGUCGUUCACACAUGUAAACAGGAAUGGUCACAUCCCAAGGCGAAGGAAAACUCGUGGGUUCUUCCACGCUAAAUUUAAGUGCAUGGUCGACAACCGGUGGACGGUGGAACACAAUUUAAGAAUAUUGAAAAGGCAUGGUAACCACGUCAACAUUAGAUGCUGUUCAGAAACUAUAUUCUUUAAGUACCUAUUUAGCUACAUGCAAAAAGAAACGCAUGGACAGCACAUGCAAGGAAGUGUGUUACGGCACGCUCUGGGAAAAGGUGAGGACGUCUUGCAUUGGGACGAAAUUGAGGCAUUCAAGGAACUGCGAAUAAUAGGAGCCUAUGAGGCCGUUUACAGAAUUCUAGGAAGGUCUUUUGUUGAUAUGAGCCACAAAGUAGAGUCCCUACCUAUACAUCUGCCCGACAUGCAACAGGUUUAUUACAGGGGGGAUCCCGAGCUUGCCGCUCGAUAUGAAAACAGCAAGCUGCUAGCCUUCUUUAAAUUAGCGGAAGAAGAAGACGACGUAAAGUCAAUGCUUUAUCAGGAUAUUAUUGCACAUUUCAAGUGAGUCGAAAAUGCAUUCUUUUGUCUUUUGCGUUGAGCUUAUUUUGUUUUGUUACACUGCUAACAGUUAUUUUUUGUUACAGAUGGGAGUCAGGGAAAUGGAAACGUCUUAGUAGGAGUGUCCCAGCCCUUGGCCGGAUGAUGCACGUAAAUCCAUCACUUCGGAACAGAGAACUCUACCACCUACGCCUGCUUCUCCUUCACAUUCGUGGACCUACAUCAUUUCUGCA
This is a messenger RNA of Frankliniella occidentalis (western flower thrips), 3688 nucleotides long. RefSeq lists its product as uncharacterized. Bases 448 to 3462 code for a protein of 1004 amino acids. NCBI's taxonomy places the organism in Eukaryota, Metazoa, Arthropoda, Insecta, Thysanoptera, Thripidae. The transcript is spliced from 2 exons. The record is from RefSeq and is a predicted model, not a curated record.